Molecule: messenger RNA, 596 nt
Organism: Penaeus vannamei (Pacific white shrimp)
Lineage: Eukaryota; Metazoa; Arthropoda; Malacostraca; Decapoda; Penaeidae
Source: RefSeq, a predicted model, not a curated record
CCAAUGUCCACCACCACCAACCUUCACUUCCUCCUCACGAAUAACACCCUUACGACAAGCGCCCACAAGACCAACCAUUUCGCCCCGCCCGCCCACAGGCAUGACCGGCGCUGAAGUCCAGACAGUCGGAUUCAACGCCCGCGCCCUCGUAGCCCACGCCCAUCAGCGCCAACGAAGUUGCUCCAACAAGAAGACCAACAACGCCUGUGGGGUGUCCAUACGAGUCAACGGCGAGUGCCAGGUCCCGCAAGCAAACCACCUCACGCCCACAGGAGACCAUCUCACGCCCAUGACACCCCCCUGCACACCUCCACAGGAAGACCCCCUCUCGCCCCAGGGGGAACCGGUGCCCGCCCAAGGUGAAAUAAUCCCCCUGUGUGACCUGACCUUGGAAAUGACCCCGCCUCUGCCCCGCCAGCACUCGCGCAAGAGGCAAGGAAGGCAGUCACAUGAACUCUACGACUGACCUGGCCUGGAGUGGGCGGGAUAGUCGUCAAGUGGUUGUGCAUUGUGAUUAUUUUAUUUUCCCUUAUUCUCCUUUCUCUUCUUUCAAAGCCAUAUUCUCUUAUUCUUCUUUCAAAGCCAUGUUCUCUUAA